AUGGCAUCAUCAUCUUCAUCAAACCCCUGCUGGUCAGAUCAGGUCUAUGAAGCAUUCGAUAUGCUCAGCAGCGGCAACCAUCAAGGCGCCAUCUCAGCAUUGCACACGCUCCGCCGCGAUUCGAGACUUCCUCGUUUCUGGCGCAUCCAAGUACUAGCUCUCCUUGCAAAUGCAGUCGAAGACUGGAAUGAGGCUGAGGUAAGAUCUUCUCGUCGAGUCCAGGCAGCGUAG
This is a messenger RNA of Aureobasidium uvarum, 231 nucleotides long. Lineage: Eukaryota; Fungi; Ascomycota; Dothideomycetes; Dothideales; Saccotheciaceae. The record is from the annotation of a GenBank genome assembly.